AUGUUCCUCAAUGAUGUCGUUGCCACGGCGUCUCUGAAUAAAUGGGAUAAAUGCAACAUAGCGAACUAUCGAGGCAUAACCUCUUUGUGUGCCGAGUCAAAAGUGUUUGAAACCAUUAUCAAAGAUGCGUUAUUCGCAGCAUGCCGACACUAUAUCAGCACGACGCAACAUGGUUUCUAUCCAGCACGUUCACUGGAAACUAAUCUGGUGGACUUUGGUGGAUCAUUUUGCGCAAAGAGCAUGAGCAACAAAGUUCAAGUAGAUGCGAUUUACAUGGACCUAAAAGCUGCUUUCGAUUCUGUUAAUCACACUAUUCUGUAA
Sabethes cyaneus is the source of this 321-nucleotide messenger RNA. RefSeq lists its product as uncharacterized. Lineage: Eukaryota; Metazoa; Arthropoda; Insecta; Diptera; Culicidae. Bases 1 to 321 code for a protein of 106 amino acids. The record is from RefSeq and is a predicted model, not a curated record. The transcript is spliced from 2 exons.